Molecule: messenger RNA, 2025 nt
Organism: Thlaspi arvense
Lineage: Eukaryota; Viridiplantae; Streptophyta; Magnoliopsida; Brassicales; Brassicaceae
Source: the annotation of a GenBank genome assembly
AAAACGGUUGCUCUGCUCUGCGAACGCGACUCUCCCAUCAAAAAGUUCUCUUUGAAGUGGGAAUCUGGGAUCGACGAGUCUCGUGUCAACCGCUUGGUUUACAAACUUCUGGAACGUGGAGUCUUGGAGCUACACUUGACAUCACGGUUCAGCCAAUGCAUAGAGACGGAGUUCUUCUUGAGCAAGACCCUGGUGAGCCUCGCACUCUCCAAUGGAUGUUAUCCCCAAGGAAGCCGUCCUCCUGGGGGUGUGUUUUUCCCAGCGCUCAAAACUCUCUCCCUCUCUUCGGUUGCCUUUGGAUCCUAUGAGAUGUAUGAAUGGCUCUUAAGUAGCCCCUCUCUUGAAGAGUUUAACAUACGCGAUGACGAUCCUCUUAGGCCAGCCGUAAGGAAUGUUGUGACCCUUCACUUGUCUGCUGAUUCUCUUGAGGUGUUUUAUUUCUGCUGUAGUUCUAUGCCCGAGUUCAACAACCUCGUUAACUUAUCUUUUGAGAGCCACAAGGAACGGGGUUGGCAAGUGUUGCCACUUCUGCUCAAGAAAUCUCCCAAACUAGAAACAUUAGUCAUCAAGGGUCUUGUGCACGAGAUCACUAAUGAAUGUGGGGACGCAUGCGUCUGCAUUCAUGAGAAGAUGAGCAUGAAGAUGAAGAGUAGUUGUUGUUUACUGUCGUGUCAAGUGAAGGUGCUGAAGAUAUAUGAGUAUGGAGGAAGCUGUAGAGAAGUGAAACAGAUGCGGCAUUUCAUGGAGAAUUUGAGGUGUCUUGAAGUGUUGAAACUUGGGGUUCAAGUGGAUGAGCAAGACAAGUACUUGCAGCUCACCAAUGAAGUAAUGAAGCUCCUCCCUCCAGCUUCUUCCAAGUGCAAGAUACAAUUCGCCUGAUUCUCUUCAUAAUUCUCUUUAUGCAGAACAAAGCUCUGAAUAAGCUAAAAAAAUCACAUUAGUUUAUAUUAUUUAAUCUUUUUUGUAAUUUAAGUUUUAUUGGCUUAAAUUGGAGAUGGUCUAAGGGCAGUAUAUAUAUAACAUUUGCAAAACUCUGUAUUGACCAACAAAAAAGUUCAGUAUUGUAAAACCACCCACAAACACUAUUACACAAAACCCUAAAUCCUCUCGGCAGCACGUCCACCAACAUCUGCAUUCCCAUCCAUAUCUCCAAGCCAUGCCUUGAGACUUGCUUCUUUACCCGCCUUAAACUCCUCGAACUUUGCUGUCUCCACCAUAUGUUCACCUUUCCUCAACACUUCUUCUUCUUCUCCUUCUUCUUCUACUAGCUCAUUGCUUUCCACAUUGGGGCUGGACUCUACCUUCUCUUCUUUGAAGUCAAGUUGUGGCCAUUUGAUGUUGCUCGCUCUCUCCUUAGCCGUCUUAAACACCGACGUGAAAUAGCUGCUGCUCUCGCUAUUAUCCUGGCUGCUGUAAUCAGAGCCACGUGCUGCGGUUGUGAUUGUCGUCAUACUGCUCCAAGGGCUGGUGGAGUUGAGGAUUAGCCCUCUCCUCGGUUGUUUCGAAGACAUUGUCGCUAAAGAUUUCUUGAUGUCUCCUAUCAUCUCAUCAGCAAUAGAGGAACCACAGUCUUUCAUUGAUCUCACCAUGGAUAUAGAAUCUUCCAAGUCUUCAGUAUGCAGAAGCGUUUCACGUGACUUUUCCAAAACGCUGCGGUUGAGGUUAAGGACGUUCGGUGCUGCGUUUCGGACGUGCUGCUGGAUGUAGUAAAGACCCACCGAAGGUUCGUUUGCAAUGUACUUUAUCAUCUCUGCUAAACUCUCGUUUAUCUCCGCAAAACCAUCAACGGUAGAGAACUCAUGCAUUCUGAAACCCUAGAUGACGACGGAGCAGAGAAAAAUGAGGGGAAUCGGUUGUAAUCGGCUUCUUGGAUGAUUAAUUUAUCUGUCAAUGAGGAAUUGGAAUCGUCGUGUGUCUCCUGAUGUGUUCCUCCUAUCAUCUGAUUCUGAUCAAAGGGAUAACAAAAAAAAAACAAAAUUUUUUGAGCUCACGGUAAAGUGCAGACAAAAUUUGGCACAAGGAAGA